Molecule: messenger RNA, 1165 nt
Organism: Blepharisma stoltei
Lineage: Eukaryota; Ciliophora; Heterotrichea; Heterotrichida; Blepharismidae
Source: the annotation of a GenBank genome assembly
AUGCAAACAUUAAUUAUAAAUAUGAGCUCUACAAGUCCAGUCCGUGGCGUGAUUUAUUUAUCAAGAAUUCCUCCAUACAUGGGGAAAUCCAAGCUGAGAAAGCUGUUUGCUAAUUAUGGAGAAAUUGAUAGGAUUUAUUUAACUCCUGAACCUGUGGCUAAUUAUGAAAAAAGAUUGAAGGCUGGGGGAAAUAAGCGAAGAUGCUAUGUGGAAGGGUGGAUUGAGUAUCUUAAUAAAAAAGAUGCGAAAAUGGUAGCAUUAAAAUUCAAUAAUGCGACAACUGGUGGAAAAAAACGACACAAUUUUUAUAGAGAUGAUGUAUGGAAUAUUCGAUAUUUGCCGAAAUUUACAUGGGAGCAUUUAGAGCAUAAGAUUGAGCUAGAUAAACAGUUAGCUGAACAACAAGUAAGGAGUGAAGUUACGCUAGCUAGAAAAGCUAAUAAGUUCUUUAUGCAGCAGCUAGACAAAGCAAGGGAGAUAGAAGGAAUCAAGAAAAAGAAAAAGCAAAAGAAAGAGGAAAGUGAAGAAAAGCCGAUUAGAUUUUUCUUAACUUAACUUAAUAUUUACAGGCGUCUGCCGUAGUGUUAACGCAGUCACCAAGGACCCAGUAUUAGGGUUCACCUGCUUUGUGGCAUAGUCCAAACUGGCCAUAUAAACCAGUCACCAGGACAUACACCUCCUCCUUCCCACGGUUUCCCGUGGCUUAGUGUUGAGUGGGCGGGCUAUGGGCUUCUGCAGCUGCUGCUUGAGUUUACGAGAGUUGGCUCUCGGAAAUUCAAAAAAAUGGAAUUCCUGGUCACCUUUCGGCAAAAAGGGAAAUUCCAAGUCCUGGGACGUAACGCCCAGUUUCACGCUAGGUAAUUGCCCGAAUGGUCUAGGCGUUGCCUGUAGACUCUGCUGGGCUUACCCUUUCCAAACCCGGACUCCCUUUCCCCCCCCCGAGGAGAAAAACCAUUCUGGUCAUCGAGCAUGGGCUAGGCUCUGCACUGCAGAAUUGCUUACCGUGGCAUUGUUGCUCAUGUCUGGAAUGGCAAAACCUUGCCGGAUAUAAUUAAAAUAUGAGUCGAGUAUGUAUGGCCGUGAGGCCAUACCCAGACGAAGACGCCAUAUUUUAAUUAUGCCGAUUAGAUUUUUCAAACAAAAAGAUCCAAUUGAAGGUAAUUAA